Selaginella moellendorffii is the source of this 3585-nucleotide messenger RNA. Its product is annotated as ESCRT-related protein CHMP1. Gene Ontology annotation, cellular component: cytoplasm; ESCRT III complex; multivesicular body. The coding region runs from base 28 to 3078 and encodes 1016 amino acids. Gene Ontology annotation, molecular function: protein kinase activity; protein binding; ATP binding. Lineage: Eukaryota; Viridiplantae; Streptophyta; Lycopodiopsida; Selaginellales; Selaginellaceae. The transcript has 6 exons. The record is from RefSeq and is a predicted model, not a curated record. Gene Ontology annotation, biological process: protein transport; protein phosphorylation; signal transduction.
UCAGGCUUUCUCAGUUGACCUCUGGCGAUGGCGCUGGCUAGAACAAGAUACGAGCGUGCUCGAUGGGGUGGUCGUCGGGACACUGCGGAGAAGUCAGUUCACAGCAUGAGCAGCAGCAGCCUGCAAGCGUUUUAUCUCAACACUUUGCAACUAGAGGCGGAUGCAAUCGAGUUUGCAGCUGGGGGGUAUGGAAGCAUCUUCAAAGGGACAGUGGCAACUGGUUUUCAGAUCCCGGAGAGACUGGAAAGAGGCCGGUAUUUGCCUUACUACGGCCAGAAGACGGAUGAAGCCCCGGAUUUCUCCAAGCUGUCCGAGAGAGUUCUUGUUGCUGUCAAGAAGAUCCGGGAGCCGGAGAACGACGACGAGGUUUUGGAGAUGACCAGGGAAGGAAUCAACAUGAGAGUUGUCCAAGGGGCAAGAAAUGUGGUGACUGUCUACGGGGUUGCUUACAGCAAGGAGCUGGAAUGCGUCUGUCUCGUCAUGGAGCUUGUUCAAGGCUCGCAGCUGGAUGCGUUUCUCAAGGCACACCAUCCUCCGGUUCCAGACGCAGCUUGGUGGAAAACGAAGCUAGAGCUGUUCAUGGAGCUCGUUAUUGGGCUAUCGGUUUGCCAUCAGAAUGGUGUCUACCACGGAGACUUGAAAGGCAGCAAUGUGCUCGUGGUGGACGAGUCUCGGGUUCCAAAGUUGAUAGACUUCGGCUUCAGUUUCCGGAAACGAGACAUAGCUUACCUGAAGGAGACGAUAGGUGGUUCACCGUUUUGGGUCAGUCCCGAGCUUUGCGAUCAAGACGAGCAGGAGAUGCUGCAGGAAGUGAUGCGGAAUCCUUAUCCCUCCGACUUUUACUCUCUCGGCAUGGUCUUGGUUGAGAUGUUUCUCGACGGGGAGGUACCGGAAGAGCUUUCAUCGGGCUUCAUCGAAGAGAAAAUUUGUGGAGGAUUUCCCGUGACUCUGGAAGUGCCACCCGGUAUGGAAGCUUUUGAGCCAGUUUUUACGAAGCUUUUCCAAGUGGUAGAAGGCUGCUGCAUGUCAGAUCGCGACGAGAGGAUCUCGUUGCAGCAGUGUCUCGCCGAGGUCCAAGCGGCCUACGAUGAGCUUUGCAACGUCGGCUGCAGCUUUAACGAGGAUUUUCUUCGGGAUCCUUCCGAGCUUGCAUCUACAGAGGCGUACACAGCAGUGCUUCCGGCUUUCAAAGCAAAGUUUCCUGGAGUUCCGGAUGCCGUUUUCCUUCAACCAGCGGAUAACAUGGUGGUGGACACGAAGGCAAACACGCUGGUGGAUUUGUUCUGCGACAUGGAUUACGGGGAAGGCGUAGAAAACAUCGUCAGGCGGAGGUGGUCUAUUGGUAAGAUCAAGCUGGACGAAGAGGUUCCUCGUUUAUGUCGUCGCUGCGUGCAAGCCGGGAGUCCUAAAGCACUGAAGGUUCUGUCCUCUCGGUGGAGGGAGAUCGCUAAACAAGACGAAUGGCUACUUCACGAGGCUUGCGAGGCGGACAGUGCCGAAGUGCUACGAGUUCUUCUUCACGACUUCAAGAUGGACUAUAAUACUUGGCACCGGAGGUGGCCGCUGAAACCGCUGCACAAGCUUUCGUACCAAGGCAAAACAGAGAUGAUGAGGAUCGUGCUAGACAGUGCUAAACUUAGCAGGAGAAGGGACUACGUGAACGACGAAAUCGCGGGACGGACUCCACUAUACUACGCAGUCGCUGGUGACAAGAUAGACGCGGUGUUUUUCUUGCUGGAACAAGGAGCGAACUCGUUGGGCCAGGAGGACGAACUCACGAGCUCUGAUUUUUUGGACAACCUGCUAGGGGCGGCUGCAGAGAGCGUGAGCUUAAAUGUGAUCGCAGUUCUUUCCGAGGUAAGCAGCUCGUUGAGGACUACAGGCACUGCGGUUGGGCUUGAAGGAAAGGCCGCUCAGCUUUUCCGAAACCACUAUAGCAGCCGUCUUGCGUAUCUCAAGAUUGAAGGUGAUCGCCUGCUCGAACUGAAGAAGCACUUGGCAGAAUCAAGUCGACGUGGAUUGGAUCCCUUCAGCUUCGGGUGUUCCAGAGAGGGAAAUGCGGAAGUUUUUGAGACGAUCGUGUCGAUCAAAGAAACUCCCAGGGACUUGUGGAGGAACUUGAUUGGGUACGGAAGCAGGGAAAUGGUGGCCUAUGCGUUGGAUAAGCUGGGAUACUUGGCUACAUUGGACUUGAUCCAUCUUGCUUCAAAGCAGGGAAACUUGGAAGUCAUGGACUUUCUGACAGUGCUCAUGGACAGACGUAAACGGGUUGGCGAAGCAGAGAAAACUCUCAAGGAGAUGCUUGGCGGUUUUCGUGAAACUGAGGAACAAGUUCUAGAGAACAAACAACAGCUACAGGAAGAUGACUUGCAGCUCGGUCAGGGGAAAGAAGAGCAAACAAAGUUUGAUGGAAUUCCCAGCAGCGAAGAAAAAGUUGCCAAGGACGAUUUACAGGUACCAGAAGAUGAGAAAUCCCGCUUACAAGUGAUGGAAGAGCUCGAGGAAGAUGAAGUAGAGUCCAGCAGCGAGCUUGUUACUGACGGUGGGGAACUUCCAGAGUUGAAGUUCCGGAGGAUGUUCGACUACGAAUACUGGGACGUGCUCAACGAGUGGACCACGGGCAGGAACAUGAACACGGAAUGGAUACUGGGCAAGUUCCAUAGGAUUUCUCCAGACUCUUGGAUGGAAACAUCUCAAAAGCUGCUAUCGAUCGCGGCACAGCUUGGAGACGAAACGAUGGUGGAGAUGUUAUUGGGAAAGAAAGUAUCACCGGAUUUCGAAGAAGAGGAUGGAGUGUCACCUUUGUACCAGGCAGUUCUGUGGGAGCAUGAAGAGAUAGCUCAGAUGCUGCUGAGAGCUGGCGCAAAAGCGAACGACUCUUGUAUGGACGCCGCGUUGGACGUAGGAAACGGGAGCUUGGCUAGACUGCUCAUCAAGUUCGGCUUCGAUACAGGCAGGAAGAAUGGAAGCAACCAGACUUACAUGGACUUGAUCAAAGUCAUGGACGCCAAGAAGGAGGAGUUUCGGGAGAGGUAUGAAAUGCCGUUUUUCGCAGCGACGUAUGGUGAAUUUCCAUGACGAAGGCCUGAUACUAUCAUAGCCGAAGUCUUUUCAAAAUGCCUCGCUAGAGCAUCUGGCAGGAUCGCUCUCAUUCGGGAGCGAGCUUCCUGGAUUUCUGCAAGCUCGCGUGGAAUGGAUUAAUUUCUCGCGAUCAACAUGACCUUUUUACUGCCGAGAGAGUGUUCAAAGAUUCUCGAGCAAAGCUCGAUGCACUUCUGGCGACGCACAAAAGAUCAGCAUGACCUUUGAAUUGUCGAGAGAUUAUUCAAAGACUCUCGAGGUGAGCGCAAAGCCCGAUGCACUUCUAGCGACGUACAUAAGAUGAACAGGAUCUUUGAUUGCCGAGAGUGUUCAAAGACUCUCGAGGCGAUCGCAAAGCUCGAUGAACUUCUCGCGUCUGUAUUGCCUAGAGUCUGUGCAAAGACUCUGGAGGCGAUCACGCCGAGAAGACACGCCACCCCGUACAGAUAUCGUACGUGGAAUAUACCCAACUUACCGUUGGGCUAUAGUGUUCUUCGCGGGUGG